This is a messenger RNA of Akanthomyces muscarius, 207 nucleotides long. RefSeq lists its product as uncharacterized. Gene Ontology annotation, molecular function: structural constituent of ribosome. The record is from RefSeq and is a predicted model, not a curated record. Gene Ontology annotation, cellular component: ribosome; cytosolic small ribosomal subunit. The transcript is spliced from 3 exons. Gene Ontology annotation, biological process: translation; maturation of SSU-rRNA; ribosomal small subunit assembly. Bases 1 to 207 code for a protein of 68 amino acids. Lineage: Eukaryota; Fungi; Ascomycota; Sordariomycetes; Hypocreales; Cordycipitaceae.
AUGGAAGCUUCCAAGACCCCCGUCAAGCUGGUCAAGGUGACCAAGGUCAUUGGCCGCACCGGUUCUCGUGGUGGUGUCACUCAGGUCCGCGUCGAGUUCAUGGACGACUCUACCCGUUCCAUUAUCCGCAACGUCAAGGGUCCCGUCCGUGAGAACGACAUUCUCUGCCUGCUCGAGUCUGAGCGUGAAGCCAGACGUCUGCGAUAA